CUUUGGCGGGAUGUCUUUUUUAGUAAAUACCAAUCAUUCUGAAAGCUGAUAUUUUACCUGCAAACAAAUCUCCAUUGCACCUAAUUUAAUUUGCUUGUUAAAUAUUGUUUUUCCUUGUUUUCUUUCCUUUUGGGUUAAAUCAAAAGCAGAAAAUCUCAAUAUUUUCUCCUUGUUUCACUCUCUCAAAUAUCUCAUCCAACAGGGAAGUUUUCAACUUACAAAAUACCAUCCCAACAGUUCAAAAAUAUUAACAAAAAAAACAAGUUUUUUCCCCUUUCCUUCUUCACUCUGGUUUUGUCUGAAAACCGAACAUUCUAUGCUCUUUCUUCCAGCUUAAGCACCAGCAGAUCCGCUAUCAGGUUGCAUACUUUUAGUGUAUGGUUCACCCACAUAUGGAUUCAGUACCAUCAUAGCUAUAAGAGAGUGCUGUCAAUCCUCAUGCUUCUGCAACUGACACAUGACCAUUCUUGAAUCCUGCCUUUGGGCCUUGGUGUAUUAAAAGAUUGUAAAGAUUUUAAGAAGAUUCCACAAAGUGGAUGGGAUAAACUGUAUAUAUCCUUUGUUCCUGCUGAUUCUGGAAAAACGACUGCGAAGACAACCAAAGCAAAUGUGAGAAAUGGAACUUGCAAAUGGGCUGAUCCAGUCUAUGAGACUACAAGGCUUCUCCAAGACAUCAAAACUAAGCAGUUCGAUGGAAAACUCUAUAAGCUUGUUGCGGCAAUGGGUUCCCCAAGAUCCAGCCUUCUUGGUCAAUCUUUCUGAUUAUGUUGAUGCAUCAAAACCUUCUGUCGUUUCAUUGCCUCUUCUUGGCUGUGAUUCUGGAGCUACAUUACAUGUCACUGUACAACUGCUAACCUCUAAAACUGGUUUCAGGGAGUUUGAACAGCAACGAGAACUUAGUGGGAGAGGUUUGCAGGUUGGCCCAGACCAAAAUGGUCCUGAUCAGUCUUAUUCUGGGAAAGUAUCAGUUUCUGAGGAGAUUGUCAACAAUCGCAUUGAUAAUUCAUUUAUUGAGGAAUACAGAUUACAAGAUAUGUUCCUCUUAUCAAAAUCAGUGAUUUUAAGGUGUAUGAUAUCACUUCUUCAAGAGAACUGUCUGCAAAUACUCCCUGGUUCAGUUCAGUUCAGAAGCACAAUAAAAUUAUGGAGAUAAUGUUUGAAUGGAGCUUGUUGUUACUAAGAAUGCCAUUAAUAUUGUAAUGGACUUAUAUCACUUUGUUAUAGAAACCCUCAAAGAGGCUGUGGGGUUAUAAGUAUGUGAAGAUAAGAGUCAAGAUGGUUAAAAUGAGUUCCAUUUAGCCCUUUAGCUGUCCCAUGCUACAAUAGUAAUAUGCAACAAGUACUUUUAAUGUAUCUUUAAAUAUGACAUGCUCUUUUUUUAUUUUUAUUUUUGGGUGAAAAAUUUGCUGUUUACAUCAUGUGAAAGGCCGUAUUGUAGGCUCUUUAGUUGUUCUGAGCUUUUUUAUGAAUUUCCAGUAAAUGCUUGGCUUUACAAAUAA
Messenger RNA from Gossypium arboreum, 1499 nucleotides. RefSeq lists its product as uncharacterized. Lineage: Eukaryota; Viridiplantae; Streptophyta; Magnoliopsida; Malvales; Malvaceae. Bases 617 to 1153 code for a protein of 178 amino acids. The record is from RefSeq and is a predicted model, not a curated record. The transcript has 7 exons.